AUGUAUCGGAAUGCCAGAGGAUUUAUGCCACGUGAUAGGAAUAUAUGUCUGCACUCCUCGUCUGAGCCGAUAGCCGAACGCGAGAGGAUUUCUGUAUGGGUCCGUCUUAAGUGUGGGGUGUCAAGUCGGUGGAAGUCCUUUACCUUGUGUUAUCUGAAGCUGAAGUCGGUGUGUGAUCGGAUAUUCCACAGGCUGUUCAACUGGGAUCGCUUUCCCUAUGUAGGAAGUCGGCCUAGCAUCGACGAAUUGGCGAAAACUUCCGAGACUUGCGGCUGGAAUACUGCCAAAAUACGUUUUAUUACCUGUCAUCCGUCGAGCAUGCAGCGCAUGUUGCUAACCAGCAUGGAUACGGCGUUGAUCUACGAAAAUAUGCUAGAGAAGCCGCUUUGUCUGUCAUCGCCGAAACAGCAGCACUUGAGCUGCGGCGCCUUUCGACCUUGGACAUGGCGGCAGACGGCGGUCGGAGGCGAAGGCGGCAUUUGCCUGUGGAAGUUCUCGAAUGGGGGCUAUAAGACGAUGACCUGGCUGGGCUAUCGCGAGGGCGACAUCAUUGUCGAUCUGCAAUGGCAGCAUACGGGCAUUCUCUUGGUCACCGCCUCGCUGGGCAAUCAACGCAUACAGAUCUGGCAUCCGGAACUGAAGCAAGUGCUGCAGGAGCUGAGUAUGCCCGUGAUGGGCACCAAUUACUGGGCGAUGCGCUAUCCAUCGGAUAUGAUCCAGCUGUUAGAUUUUCUGAGGACACAGUCUAUACUGUUCUCCUAUCGGAACUCUAUGAAAAUGUUGAGCAGUCAACUGGUCGAGCGCUGGCCUCUGCAGACGGCCGUGUGGACUGCGCAAGGCAAUCACUUGCUCUAUGUGAUUAAGGGCUCUAGCAAGGUGUUCGGCUCCACCUCGACCAUGGUGAUCGGACCCCUAAAGCAAGAGUUUCUGAUAUGGAGCAGCAAAGAGGUCAUUGAUCUAGCCAGCUUCUUUUGCAAUUGGCAUGAGUGCAAAGGUGGCCGAGUGCAGUCCAUCUUCAUGGAUCCUCUGAACAUCUAUGUCGCAUUCAUAUUUACGCGGCAGUCCUUCGUACUGCUCUGUCUGUUGCACAUACCCCUCGGCUGCAGCAUCAAGCUGAAGCCCGUGCAGAUCAUAGGCUGCACCGAAGCUCUGUAUGCCUGGCCCAGCUGCUUGGCCUUUGGCAAUGUGAGGCGCAGCGGUGAGAAUGUAAGGCGAAGCCUAAUCAUUGGCUGGUCCACGGGCAAAUUCCAGGUCGUGGAGCUCUACGCCCAGACGAGAGAAGAGGCUCUGCAGCUUGAGGAGCAGGAUGUACAAUUUCCUCAGUCCUUCUACAACAUUGAUUCGCAGUAG
Molecule: messenger RNA, 1350 nt
Organism: Drosophila hydei
Lineage: Eukaryota; Metazoa; Arthropoda; Insecta; Diptera; Drosophilidae
Product: aladin
Exons: 1
Coding region: 1-1350 (449 amino acids)
Biological process (GO): nucleocytoplasmic transport
Cellular component (GO): nuclear pore
Molecular function (GO): protein binding
Source: RefSeq, a predicted model, not a curated record